AUGGGAGGAACGACAUUCAAGAAUUGGCACGGGUCAUCCGACAGUCGCAGUGAGAGCCCUACCCCAAGAUUGAUGUUCCAUUGUUCGAUGGGAAUCAUGCCUCUUCUUGGGCAGACAAGUUUGAGCAAUUCGGGUAUAGCAACGAAUGGACGGAUGAGAAGAUGCUUCGCAUGGUUAAGAGGUAUUGUCAGGUGGAGUACCGAGAUGAGAUCGAUGAGCUGGUGCGAAUCUCCCGUAAUUGGUCAAAUUUUAAGGCGCGGUUGCUGGAGAAGUACCAACUUAGCGAUCAGUUACUCGAUCUGCGAGAUUUGAGGGCGGUGAAUCGUAAGAAGUUUGGUACUACCAAACAAUUCUUAUCGGAGUUUGAGCGAGUGGCUUGCCUAAUCCCGGAUUUAUCCGAUAAAGAUCGCUGCCUCAUCUUCCUUGAUAACUUCAACGACGUCGAACAAUCGAAGUUGGUUGAAGGGAUGCAAUGGAGGUAUGACUGGACUAAGGUCCGACAAAAUGGGCUGGUGGAAAAAUUCGACGAUAUCCUCUACCGGCUGUUGAGGCAACAAAAGGAGGAACGGGAGGAGGUGAAGCUGAGAGAGGUAAAGGACGGUGAGAUCUAUAAAACUUUGAUCUGCAUGAGAGAAAUGAUGGAAGACAUGAAAGAGGAAAGGCUGAAGUUUCAAGUCAUGCUGGCCAAAGAGAAAAAUAGUAAGAGGAAGGGGAAAGAGCCGAUGGUAGAGGAAAGUGACAGUGAAAGCGAGGAGGAAAAGGAGUCGCCUCAUGAAAAGGAAGGAAUUGUCUUCACCACGAUACGCGGUGAAGUCUUUGAUUACGAAGGGAAUUCAAUCGACCCCAACAUUGAAGGGGGUAUGAGGAAGGAGGCGUUUCGCCGAAUGGGUCGUCCCCUGUCGGCGACGUUCCGUAUUGCUUCUCCUGAAGAAGCGCAGUUGGCCGAGGUCGAGGAGGCCAUGGCUUCGUUACAUAUUGACGACUCGCCGACGAAACCAGAAGGGUUUAGGGAGCAAGUGGUGGAACGAGAACAAACCAUCACGAGGCGGCUUGCCCGAUGCCGGGACUCUAUCGUCCUACUUUGCGUGGACAUAGAGGAAGUCUGGCCUGCGUUGCCGAAUGUCUUUCUCUUCGGCGAAUGGGGUGAUAAAAGGGAAGAUGCGUCUGGCCAAGCAGGGACGUCUGCUCUGAGAGAAACAUCACAAACUGUGCCAAUGGUAAGCACGAUGCGACCUAGGCCUGUGCUAAAGAGGAGUGCCCCGACUGUAGCUGUGCAGACUCGGAUGCGGCGACGAAACGAGCAACUUCAGAAGGAAAGAGAGUCUGAAAAGGCAGUCGAAGAAGAGCCUAUCCCCGUUAGUGAGAACGAUGAGGAUAACGAGGAUGAGAAGUUGCGGGCCGAAGAGGAAGAACGGGCUCAUCGUCGUGCACUGGAAAGGGAGCCGGAGAAAGGGAAGGCCGAAGCAAGCGAGGAAGAGCCGCGAAAGAAGAAAAAUAUUUACUCGAUCCCCGUGGAGCACGGGGUCGAUAUCGAGCGACUCGUCGAUAAGAUUCUGGAAAGUCAGCGCGACUUGGUCACGCUGAAGGAAAUUUUGGCGGUCCAGAUUGGACAGCAGGAGUACUCGGCACUUGUGGAUGAUGGAGCCGAGAUGAACAUCAUUCGUGAGCACCAUGCCAUCGAAGCUGGGUUGAAGAUCAACCGAGAUGACUAUGGGUUUUUGGUGGGAGCUAGUGGAUCAACUCGAUUUUGCAGAACAGCUAGUGGCGUUCUCGUCACGAUCGGAAAGGUCAAGGUCCGUUCGUAUUUGUACGUGUUACCUAGAGUGGAACACGAGGUGCUUCUGGGAAGGACAUUCCUAUGUCGAUCGGAGAGCAUCAUCAUUAACAAGCAUGAUGGAACCAUGUUUGUAAUCCUUUGUGAUCCUAUCUGCGGUUAUUACGAAGUGGUCAAGUGUGCGAACAUUGGACCCUAUUGCUCGCGGAACCGGCUGAACCCGGAAUCCUAUAGCUUCCCGGAGUCAGAAAAGUUGAGACGGGAGAAGGAAUCGUUAGGGGAGGAGUCGAAUGCUCGUGAGUUCUCGCUGACCCUGCCUGAUAUUAGGCAGGCAAUCGAUUUUGCGUCGACACGUGCGGCGAUUGAUCCAAAUGUGGUGCAAGCCUUGACGGAAAUCAUCAUGGACACCGGAAGCGUAGGAACUAUGCGCCUCGUUUACUCCCCGUCCGAAGGGAAUAAGGGAGAAGAUCAAGAAUUACCCUCCACCCGACAGGGUCCUUUUUUAGAGGACGCAGGCUUGACACCGACGUCAAACGUAGGUACAAGAAAGUAGGCGUGAAGGCGAAGCCGGUACCUGUUCUGAUCACUCAAGAGGAGGAAGUAUAUUAUCAUGAGGAGCGCGAGUGGAUCAGAGAAAUGAAAGAGAGAGGUGAAAAGGGGCCAUGUCGAUUAACCAAAGAAAGAGUGGGAAGUAUGAUAAUUGGGGAAGAGGACCUCCUUACUAAGCAGGAAAAAAAAUAUAUCAUCGAUAUAUUGAAGGAGGAACAUCUCUCCUAUGCGUUUGAUGAUGAUGAGCGAGGAAGGCUGGAUGUCGAUAAAAUCCCGAUGAUCAG
Messenger RNA from Chara braunii, 2607 nucleotides. Lineage: Eukaryota; Viridiplantae; Streptophyta; Charophyceae; Charales; Characeae. The record is from the annotation of a GenBank genome assembly.